AUGGCAGCAAACCUUAUAGGUGCAGUAAUAGUUGGAAUAUCAAUCACGUUAACAUCACAUUCAUAUCUUCGCUUAAAGCUAUUAAAAACAAAUGGUCACGAAAUAAUGCUAUUAAACAUUGCAAACAUUUUCACACUCGCGAACGAAAUAGCAAUUCUAACACUAUGCUACGCGAGUCAAGGAUUUCUCAGUUCGGAAAUGGUCCCAUGUCUAAGUUUUUUAUCGAAUCUCGCCUACUGUAUUACAAAACCUGCAAUGAUAUAUUUGGCAUACUUGCGCGUUUCAUAUAUUUACAAGAAAUAUCGACAAUAUUGUAUAUAUCAUUACUGGCUUUUGGUGUGUAGGAUAAUAACUAUGGUGGUGUUGUUGUCGUCGGAAUUAGCAUUGUAUCUGGAGUGCAAGGAAAUCAAUAAUGAGUCAUCAACAAAAUGCCAAAAGUUGAACGUUUUUUGGAAAAUAGUUGCGAUAUUUGAUUCAUUAUGGCAAAUUUACUAUAUAGUAUCUGAAACAAUAUUUUUCUAUCAUCUAAUGACACAACUGAAAAAUAUAAACAAAGAUGCGAAUACGAAAAUUAUUCGAUACACGCAUUUUCAGACAAUCUUAUUUUUUAUUGACAUUCUUCAACUGAUUGCAAUCGGCAUAUACAAAUGCAAAUUUCUUCUCAAGGCAUCGUUUCCUUCAUUUUUUUAUUUUGAGAUUCUGAGUUGCGCGUUCACCGUUUACAACAUAUCACAGUUUGGCAUCAGAAUCCCGAGAUCAUUUCGUGAUUCACCGUAUAAGGAUGGGGAAGUUUCACCGGUACCAGUCAAAUAUCAAGAUUCACCGAAAUAUGAUAUUUAUCUGUCUCAUUUGAAUGAUAAUCAACUGGACACAGAAACAGACUCAUUUGUUUAUAAUUCCAUGGGUAACACUCACGGUCCAUUAGACGAACAACAUCAUUCCAACUUUUCGGAGGGAAAUAAUUCAAAUAAUUCUGAUUCAUUAGCUAUUCAAACACCUUCGAGGGCAAAGACAAAAGACGAUCGGGAUGAUAAAAAUUGCAUUGAAUUUGCGUAUUGCUAUACUGACGAUGAUGAAAACAUUAAUCUAACAUCCGCAUCCAGAUCAAAUAUCUAA
Messenger RNA from Ambispora leptoticha, 1116 nucleotides. The record is from the annotation of a GenBank genome assembly. NCBI's taxonomy places the organism in Eukaryota, Fungi, Glomeromycota, Glomeromycetes, Archaeosporales, Ambisporaceae.